AUUGCUGACCCUGAGACCUGUGACCGCAUGUAUGAGAGCUUAGUCAGAAUCCAUACCAACUACUACAAAAACAAGUAUCCACGCCUGAAAGACACAAGCUUCACUGGAGUGACAGUAGAAGAUUGCAAGAUGAUCCUAGCAACAGACAUUCUGAAACAGAUGGAAGACAUGAAAAAAGGGACAUGGAAAAAACUGCGAGAAAAGUUUUAUGCCAAGAAAUCUGAAGAGGACUCGAAGUGA
Messenger RNA from Phaethon lepturus (White-tailed tropicbird), 240 nucleotides. Its product is annotated as ubiquinol-cytochrome-c reductase complex assembly factor 2. The record is from RefSeq and is a predicted model, not a curated record. NCBI's taxonomy places the organism in Eukaryota, Metazoa, Chordata, Aves, Phaethontiformes, Phaethontidae. The transcript is spliced from 3 exons. The annotation marks the transcript as partial. Gene Ontology annotation, cellular component: mitochondrial matrix. Gene Ontology annotation, biological process: mitochondrial respiratory chain complex III assembly.